AUGGAAGAAACUUUAUGGGCAUAUAGGAAGACAUAUCGCACACCAACUCAAGCAAUCCCAUAUUCACUUGCUUUUGGAGUUGAAGCAAUCCUAACACUUGAGCGUCAAAUACCUUCUUUAAGACUUGCUAUCCAAGAAUGGCUUAGUGAGGAAGAAAAUUCUCAACUAUGUCUUGCUGAAGUUGCAGCAGCAGCAGGUAGCAGCAAUAGUAGUGGUGGUAGCAGCUGUAGUGGUGGUAGCAGCAGUAGUGCGAGUGGCAACAGCAGUAGUGUGAGUGGCAAUAGUAGUGGGAGUGGCAGUCGUAGGGGCAGUGGCAGUGGUAGCAGUCGUAGUGGUAGCAGGAGCAGGAGCAGCAGCAACAACAGGAGGGAUAUUACAAUAGUAGUAGGAGUAGCAGGAGGAGGAGAAGGAGUAGUAGGAGUAGUAGUAGGAGGAGUAGGAGUAGGAGUAGGAGUAGGAGGAGCAGCAGGAGCAGGAGCAGCAGCAGUAGCAGGAGCAGGAGCAGCGGCAGCAACAUGGCAGGAGCAGCGACGGCAGAAGCAGCAGUAG
Molecule: messenger RNA, 549 nt
Organism: Solanum dulcamara
Lineage: Eukaryota; Viridiplantae; Streptophyta; Magnoliopsida; Solanales; Solanaceae
Exons: 3
Coding region: 1-549 (182 amino acids)
Source: RefSeq, a predicted model, not a curated record